Molecule: messenger RNA, 1485 nt
Organism: Daldinia childiae
Lineage: Eukaryota; Fungi; Ascomycota; Sordariomycetes; Xylariales; Hypoxylaceae
Exons: 1
Coding region: 1-1485 (494 amino acids)
Source: RefSeq, a predicted model, not a curated record
AUGUGCUUCGUCGAAUACGUCGGCUACACCUGCGGACACACCAGCGUCCCGGUCAUGCGGCCCUGCCCCAUGACCACGCAGAUGCACAACAACCCCUGCUGUCCGCGCCCGGCGUGCCGCCCCAUGCUCUCCGCGACCAUGUGUCCGGCCUGCGGACGCAUUCUCCACGGCCGGUACAUCGACAUCAUCGAAUAUGAGCACCGAUUCAUGCACGAACGCGGGGCCUGUAGCUGCAGCAUCCGGUUUCCGCACCUGCAACAGCCGCGCAUGGUCACCCACAGCGGAAGUGACUACGGCCCCACUUUCGGCAUUGCCGAGCCCUCGGUACCCAGCUUCCCGGCAACUGCGCAGAUGGACGGUUCCCAAUUCUCCUUCUCUCCGUCAGCCGCGGCCUUCACACCGUCUAUUGACCCGAGCCCAUACUCGGAAUUUGCACAGCCAUCGACCUCCAACGCUGCUAACAUUGCAACAACAACUCUUCCUGCCAGCAUGGCUAAUAUCAACAUUAGCACACCCUCCGACAUUCGCAGCGCUAGCCCCGAGAUUCCUAGCCGACAGCGCCCCGGAAAGGGCAAGCGAUGGAAGGGCAAAGGUCGUGGGGAUCAGUCCUUCUACCAGAACAAUCGCCAGCGUCGUCGCGCCUCAAGCUCCGGCACGCCCCGCAAUGGCCCCGGACUACCGCCCCUAUUCGAGGAAAAGGAGAACAACUCCUCUAGACGCCUCAGCGUAUCGGUCCGUAUGCUAAGUCUCUUCGGCGCCGAGUGGACACGUGACCAUGCCGAGCUACACCGAGCCGGUCGCUGCUCAUGUGACAUUACGUUUGAUCGCUAUACCGGCCACGAGGAAAUGCGUGAAGAAAUUUCCGCUGCUGCGACUGCUGCUAGGAGCAACAACGACAGCAACAACAGCGAUGGUAUGCCCGCAAUUCAGUAUGGCCCGAACGACGCUCGUCGAUACGCCAACGAUGGCGAGAGCGCGAACACCUUGCCCACGUACAACUACAACGGCAGCAAUGGUGCCAGCGCCUCCGGCUACCAGAGCCCCGGCGUAUCAAGCUUCGCGCCUAGCUUUCAACCACCUAUGGAUCAGACAACGCCGCCGUAUCUGCACAUCUCCAACACAGUCCAUCAAUACUGGACUCCCCACAACGCGCAAUCCGCACCUAUCACUCCCGUCGCUCCUGGUCAACCUGCCCGUUGGGCUUGUAGCCCCUAUGACACAUCUGCGAUGCAGGGCCACGGACAACAGCCCCAGCCCCAGCAACAGUAUGGUUACACCGCCAACACACCCGGAGCUCCGUUUUUCCCCAGCGCUAUUAGCCACCCCGUCGACAUGCAGACCAUUUACUACGAACCACAAGGUACCCCUAUUGUUGGACUGCCCGUUGGCGCGGGUCCCGAAGGUGACUCUCACAUGCCUCCCUUCGAGAACUGUGAGCUGUACUACCCCAAGCUUUCUCCGGAGCAGCGCCCGGCAUCUCACUAA